GUAGCAAUCAAAACAAACACGGUCGUCAACAAUAAAUUCGUGUUCAGUUUGUUUAUUUAAUCGCGUUUUUCUGCGGAACCUAUUAGAUUAUCUCAGCCAAAAUGGUCGAAUGUGGAAUCUGUCUUGAGGACUACCGGGAGGGUGAUUUGGAGCUGCAUCGGGAGAUGUGCGUGGUACGGUUGAUGUUCCGAUGCUCCCUAUGUGACGAGGACUAUGUGAGCAAAGAAGGACUGUGGAAUCAUCUGGACCUGCACGAGAUUGAAGAUGAAGGUAAGGAAUUGCACUCUCAGGAAAUAAAAGCAAAACACAAACUGCAUCAAUGUGUUCUGUGCAAUGACCAGCGUGCUUAUUCGGAGAGUCCCUACUGGAAGCACGUUCAUGACGUUCACGAUGGCUUCUUUCUACGGUGUUAUGAUUGUGGGGAAAAAUUCCGAUCCGAAAUGCUUAAGAAUGAUCAUGCCUUUCGUCAUUGUAAGGCCUGGGAUCAAACGGUUGAUGCGGAGUCUAGUACCCUGGAAGAGGAACGUGUUCCUGUUGAAGUUGGAAAUAUGACUUCUGAUGCUGAGUAUUUGAAACUAUCACGCGGAGAGCAGAGUGGUAAUGCACAUGAUCGAUUGGGUGAGCAUGCCGACAGUAAUAUCAUCGACAAGGAAACCGCAUUACCUACUGCUCAUUCUGAUGAAAGCAAGGAUUUGCGCUUACAAUUUGCUUGCGAUAUUUGUGGAACAACAUUUUCUUCAAAAGGCUUACUUCUUCGUCAUAAGAGAGCAAAACACUCGUGUAUGGAAGGAAAGCAGCAAAAUUGUCCCCAUUGCCAGAGAGUAUUCCAGAUAAAAGAAUAUCGAGCACACCUUCCAUUAUGUAAGCAGAAAACAUUUUCAUGUGAAUUAUGUCCAUUUAAGUUCGAAACGUCAACGUACCUUGCAAGACAUAUGAGAAAUCAUCAUCGUCGUAAAGGAGCUCUGUUGAACGAGAAGCAAGAUCAAACACAAGUGAAGAAUAUGAAGAAUAUUAUGGAAACAACGAUAAAUUCGGCUGCAGAAACGACUACACAUUCUGGUCAUGAAGCCUUAGUCUUCAGUUCGGAUUCAUCCUCUAGCUCGAGUGUUGUUGAAGGUACAAAUAUUAGUACGACCAAAAAGAAUCCAUCCGGUACUUCGUCUGGCAUGCAACAUGUUGAAAGUCCAUCAAACCAUCCAUAUUCGUGCAACGUCUGUGGCAUUACUAUGUCCAGCUUUAAUCAAAUCACUUAUCAUAUGCUGACCAGACACACGGAAGGAAAGUUCCGAUGUCCUCAUUGUUCGAAGAAAUUUCACUUCAGAGAGAAGCUGCAAAAGCAUGCGUCAUGUUGUACACGUUUGAAAUAUUCAUGUGAAUUGUGUGGUGAAAAGUUUAACUUCCUAAAAAAAGUAAAGAACCACAAGAAACGAGUUCAUCACGGCAGCAGACCUAUAUCGAAAGCGAAUGUCGCAGAUUGCACUGAAGAGCAAAAGCAACAGAGUGUCGAGAUGACAGAUGCAGCUCAUGAGAUGACCGUUUGCAUUUUUUGCAGCAUCACGUUCGCCAGUUCCGAUGAGCUAAUGAAACAUAAGGUUUGUAUGCUAACCUGCCCUGAGCACGCAAAAGAGCACGAUGAUUCUCAGUUCGGUGCAGAGGAAAUCUCACUACUUCAUGGUGGAAAGGAAGCUCAAACUGAGAUUAUCCUGAAAGACAGGAGUGAUCCAAAAAAGGUGGCAGAAAAUCCAUCGAGUAUCCUUCGAGCACCCUGUACCAAAUGUUCCCACUGUGGAAUAACAGAGUCUAGUGCUGUCGCCUUAGCUCAUCACAUUCGAAUCCACCAUGAUCCAGCUGCAUGUGGUAUAUGUGGAAUUACUUUGUCCACUCUUUCCCAGGCUCAGCAUCACAAGAAAACGAAGCACAAGCUCUCGAAGCUUAAAUGUCCACAUUGCUCGAUGCGAUUUUCCGGGCGAGAACGCUUACAAGGACAUGUAUCCAAAUGUGAGAAGAAGAAAGUUCCCUGCGAGUUUUGUGGUAAAAUGUUUCAAGAUGUAACUGCUGUCAAAAACCAUUGGACCUUCGUUUGCCGUGCCUAUAAAAAGAGCCAGGAGCAAGAGCAGAAGAGUUCCGAAGCACGGCCUCUUGUUGAAAGCGGCUCAUCCCAAACAAAAUGCUAUUACUGCAACGAAGAGUUUUCCACUCCGGGGCACUUAAAUCAUCACCUGCAAAUUCGCCAUGAGCUGACCAAGUGUGACAUCUGCGGAAUAACUAUUCUUGGUAUAUCACCAACUAAAAAUCAUGAGAUAAAAUGCCACAUGGAACCAAAAUACAAGUGCCCAACUUGUGGGAAAAAAUUUCACCGCGUAAGAAAAUAUAAUGCACAUUGUUUUGUGUGUGAGCAUAAAAUGUAUUCGUGCAAGUUAUGUGGAAGAACGUUCAAUCAACCCCACUCAAUCAAAUUUCAUAAUAAACGAUAUCAUCCUGAUGAGACCGGUUUGGAAAAUCUACAGAUCGUCCAAGAUCACAAACAAGUCGAGAACAAUGACCUGCAAAUAGAAAUCACAGAAAAGGAAACUACUUCAUCGGCACGUGAAGACCAAGAACAAUCAACGGUGAAUUCUUCCUCCAAAGAUGAAGUUUCAAAUUCUCGAUUGGAUGAGCAUUCAUUAGCUAACAUGAACGAUGAUGACUUAAUGGAGAUCGAAGUGAUCAACAAGGAAUCCCAGAUGGUUUCUGUUGCUCCAUUGAAUGGUAGUAGUGAAAGGCAAGUCGUUGCAGAGAAAACCUCUCAGCCCCUUGUUGAAAACCCAUCAAACCAUCCAUAUUCGUGCAACGUCUGUGGCAUUACCCUGUCCAGCUUUAAUCAAAUCACUUAUCAUAUGCUGACCAGACACACGGAAGGAAAGUUCCAAUGUCCUCAUUGCUCGAAGAAAUUUCACUUUAAAGAGAAGUUACAAAAGCAUGCGUCAUGUUGUGCACGUUUAAAGUAUUCAUGUGAAUUGUGUGGUCAAAAGUUUAACUUCCUAAGCAAAGUGGAGAACCACAAGAAACGCGAUCAUCAUGGCGACAGACCUUUGGAAAAUGCGAAUAUCGAUGUCGCAGAUUGCACUGAAGAGCAAAAGCAACACAGUGUCGAGAAGACAGAUGCAGCUCAUGAAAACACUACUUGCAUUAUUUGCAGUAUCACGUUCGCCAGUUCUGAUGAGCUAAUGAAACAUAAGCUAACCUGUCCUAAGCUCACAAAAGAGCCCGAUGAUUCUCAGUUCGGUGCAGAGGAAAUCUCACUGCUUCAUGGUGAAAAGGAAGCUCAAACUGACUCCACGAUUGUUCGACAAGGUGAGAAUAUUAUAUUUAUCCUGAAACACAGGAGUGACCCACAGCAGGCGGCGAACAAUCCAUCGAGUAUCUUUCGAGCACCCUGUACCAAAUGUUCCCACUGUGGAAUAAAAGAGUCUAGUGCUGUCGCCCUGGCUUGUCAUAUUCUGGUCAACCAUGAGCCAGUCGCAUGUGGUAUAUGUGGAAUUACUUUGCCCACUCUUUCCCAGGCUCAGCAACACAAGAAAACGAAGCACAAUCUCUCGAAGCUCAAAUGUCCACAUUGUUCGAUACGGUUUUCCGGGAGAGAGCGCUUACAAUUACAUGUAUCCAAAUGUGAGAAAAAGAAAGUUCCCUGCGAGUUUUGUGGUAAAAUGUUUCAAGAUGUAACUGCUGUCAAAAACCAUUGGAGCUACGUUUGCCGUGCCUAUAAAAAGAGCCAGGAGCAAGACCUGAAGAAUUCCGGAGCACGGCCUCUGGUUGAAAGCGGCUUAUCCCAUACAAAAUGUUACUACUGCAACCAAGAGUUUUCCAAUCCAGGGCAGUUAAAUCAUCAUUUGCAAAUUCGUCAUGAGCUGACCAAAUGUGACAUCUGCGAAAUAACUAUUCUUGGUAUAUCAUCAACUAAAAAUCAUGAGAUAAAAUGCCACAUGGAACCAAAAUACAAGUGCCCAACUUGUGGGAAAAAAUUUCACCGUGCAAAAUCAUAUAAUUCACAUCGUUUUGUGUGUGAGCAUAAGAUGUAUUCGUGCAAGUUAUGUGGACGAACGUUCAAACAACCCCACUCAAUCAAAUUUCAUAAUAAACGAUACCAUCCUAAUGAGACCGGUUUGAAAAAUCUACAGAUCGUCCAAGAUCAAAACCAAGUCCGAUACAAUGAUCUGCAAAUGGCACGUGAUACCCAAGGAGGACGAUCAACAGUUAAUCCAUCCGCCAAAGUUGCAAAUUCUGGAUCGAAUGAGUAUUCUUCAGCUAACUUGACCAACGAUGAUUGUAUGGAAAGCAAAGUGAUCGACGAGGAAUCCCGAAUGGUUUCAGAGAAAACCUCGCAGCCACUUGUUGAAAAUCCAUCAAACCAGCCAUAUUCGUGCAACGUCUGUGGCAUCACUAUGUCUAGCUAUUACAAAAUCAGUUAUCAUAUGCUGAUAAAACACACGGAAGAAAAGUUCCAAUGCCCUCAUUGUCCGAGGAAAUUUCACCAUAGAAAUAGGCUAGAAAAACAUGCGCCAACUUGUACAAGUUUAAAACAUUCAUGUGAAUUGUGUGGUGAAAAGUUUAGCCUCCCAAGCAGAGUAGAGAUGCACAAGAAAAAAGUUCAUCAAGGCGACAGACCCUUGAGAAACGCGAAUAUCAAAGGUGCAAAUUACACUGAAGAGCAAAAGCAACGCAGUGUUGAGAAGAUGGAUGCCACUCAUGAGAUGGCUGUUUGCAUAAUUUGCAGAAGCACGUUCGCCAGUACUGAUGAGCUAAUGAAACAUAAGCUAACCUGUCCUAAGCACGGAAAAAAGCACGAUGACUCUCAGUUCGGUGCAGAGGUAAUAUCACAGCUCCAUGUUGGAAAGGAAGCUCAAACUGAUCUUGAACUGGACAUUAAAGUAGAGGAAACAAUGCUGCAGGAGCAGGAAUAUCAAGUUCCAACUGAAGACCCAGGGAGACCAUCCGCCACAACUUUGAUUCACAUACAGCAUCCGCAUGGUGGAAAAUCGAGAAACGUUGCUGGAGAUCUUGCGAAUGGAAUCAAAGUCAAAGAAGAAUACCUAGAAGAUGAAGACGAGAUCCUUAGUGAACAUCAGACUGCAACGGAAUCUGCGGAAUGUUAUGAAAUUCCCAGCGAUCGAAACGGGUCCCUUGUGAGUCAUGAAGCUGGUGACCAGAUAUGGAGGUGCUCAAUUUGUGGGCUUACCUUUGGGAGGAAGCACAAUUUGAAGUAUCACAGGGUCGUAUGCCAUACAGAUCCACGAUAUAAAUGUUUUGUUUGUCGAAGGCCGUUUCAUUUCGCUAGCUUUCUACGUCGUCAUGAGAAAAUCUGCUUAAAAAUGCGAUGCAACAAAUGUGGUGUCAAGUUUAAUACACGUCUUCUGCUAAAUAAUCAUUAUAUUGAUAAGCAUCCGCAUGAUGGUAAAUCGAAGGACGUUGAAGCAUCUUCUAAAGAUAGAAUGGAAUAAAAGUCAAAGUGGAAUAUUCAGAACUUGAGGGGGAGCGAGCAUCUUGUGCGUCAUGAAGUCAUGGAUGUACAUUCAAAGGUAGCCAAGAGAAAAUUUCAUUUAAAGCGCAAAAGGCUUUCAUCGGAUUGUAUAGAACCCCGUAGAUCAUAGAUAAUAAGGCUGAAAGAUGGAAAAUGAACUUGUUUGAAAACACAAUCGCCAAUAACGGUGUUGGCUUUUGUAAAAAAGAGCUUUUUCCACAAUUUUUAUUUCAGAAUACACUAGACGUUCGAUAACUGAAAAAUGCUGAUCAAAUACUGUUCAUGAGUCAAACCAGUUGUUCAUCCUCGGAUUCAUCUAAAGCUUUACAGUAAAAGUAUGGACGAUCGAAACCAAAUAACUGAAAUACGUUGGUUGGAAAUGCUAUCUAACAUGAAGCUUUAGUGUGAUAAUUUAUUAGCCAGAUAAAGGUCUCAAGAGGGUAGGUUGAUAGUUCCGCUAGAGUACGGCAGUAUGAAAAUUGAAUAGAAGUUGAAAAUGAGCGAA
Ochlerotatus camptorhynchus is the source of this 6002-nucleotide messenger RNA. Its product is annotated as zinc finger protein 729-like. Lineage: Eukaryota; Metazoa; Arthropoda; Insecta; Diptera; Culicidae. The record is from RefSeq and is a predicted model, not a curated record. Gene Ontology annotation, biological process: regulation of transcription by RNA polymerase II. The transcript has 19 exons. Gene Ontology annotation, molecular function: DNA-binding transcription activator activity, RNA polymerase II-specific; RNA polymerase II cis-regulatory region sequence-specific DNA binding. Gene Ontology annotation, cellular component: nucleus. The coding region runs from base 102 to 5477 and encodes 1791 amino acids.